Molecule: messenger RNA, 1125 nt
Organism: Procambarus clarkii (red swamp crayfish)
Lineage: Eukaryota; Metazoa; Arthropoda; Malacostraca; Decapoda; Cambaridae
Source: RefSeq, a predicted model, not a curated record
AUGGGUACAAACCCUUACAGCCUACGGUACAAUGUCGACGGACGCCACGUCCACCAGACAGACGCCACGUCCACCAGACAGACGCCACGUCCACCAGACAGACGCCACGUCCACCAGACGGCCAGCCACGUCCACCAGACGGACGCCACGUCCACCAGACGGACGCCACGUCCACCAGACGGACGCCACGUCCACCAGACGGCCAGCCACGUCCACCAGACGGCCAGCCACGUCCACCAGACGGACAGCCACGUCCACCAGACGGCCAGCCACGUCCACCAGACGGACGCCACGUCCACCAGACGGACGCCACGUCCACCAGACGGACGCCACGUCCACCAGACGGACGCCACGUCCACCAGACGGACGCCACGUCCACCAGACGGACGCCACGUCCACCAGACGGACGCCACGUCCACCAGACGGACGCCACGUCCACCAGACGGACGCCACGUCCACCAGACGGACGCCACGUCCACCAGACGGACGCCACGUCCACCAGACGGACGCCACGUCCACCAGACGGACGCCACGUCCACCAGACGGACGCCACGUCCACCAGACGGACGCCACGUCCACCAGACGGACGCCACGUCCACCAGACGGACGCCACGUCCACCAGACGGACGCCACGUCCACCAGACGGACGCCACGUCCACCAGACGGACGCCACGUCCACCAGACGGACGCCACGUCCACCAGACGGACGCCACGUCCACCAGACGGACGCCACGUCCACCAGACGGACGCCACGUCCACCAGACGGACGCCACGUCCACCAGACGGACGCCACGUCCACCAGACGGACGCCACGUCCACCAGACGGACGCCACGUCCACCAGACGGACGCCACGCCCACCAGACGGACGCCACGUCCACCAGACGGACGCCACGUCCACCAGACGGACGCCACGUCCACCAGACGGACGCCACGUCCACCAGACGGACGCCACGUCCACCAGACGGACGCCACGUCCACCAGACGGACGCCACGUCCACCAGACGGACGCCACGUCCACCAGACGGACGCCACGUCCACCAGACGGACGCCACGUCCACCAGACGGACGCCACGUCGCACCAGCCUGCAGAGCCGCUGAAUUAUUCUUCUCUCCUCCUCGGGUGA